CUAGCGAAAUAGACAUAAACGUUAUUGAACCAACUCCAAAUUCAUAUAUCACAAUUAAUUUCGGCGCUCAUUUGAUCAGUCCAUGAUCACCACGGACGUCACUCCAUUCAAUUACCUUCUUUCUUCUAUUCCAACUUGCACCUCUCUCUCUCUCUCUCUCUCUCUCUCUCUCUCUCUCUCUCUCUCUCUCUCUCUCUCUUUAAUAUGCAUGAUUUGAGCAUUGGUGAGCCUUAUAUUCUCUCUCUACUCUAACUAAUAAUCUUGAUUAUCAUCAUCGUCAAACAUUGAUCGUCAUGUCUCGAAUCAAAGGAGAAGUGAUGUGGCCGAGGUUAGUGGCGAGCAAGAUCUUCAAAAAGAGAUUGGGCAGCCACAACUUCGUCGCCGAUUAUCCAACCGCCACCGGCGAGCCUUUCAUGGAAAUCCCGCCUUGCUUCAACCACAAGUCUCUCACUCCCAGCGCCACCUUCAUCAAAGAUCGCGACGAGGAGACACGAAAUUACAAGGUGUUUGUUAGCACUUGGAACGUCGGAGGAGUUGAACCAACUGAGAAUUCCGUCAUGGAUGAGUUGAUAGACCACACCAACCCCUGCGAUAUCUACGUCUUCGGUUUUCAAGAAGUGGUGCCGCUGAGAGCUGGAAAUGUGCUGGGACCGGAGAAGAGCAAGAUCUGGAUGAAGUGGAAUUCGUUGAUCAGAGGUGCCCUAAUGAAAACAAAGGAAGAAGAGUCAUGUUUCAGAUGCAUCAUCAGUAAGCAAAUGGUGGGAAUAUUGAUCUCCGUUUGGGUUCGGGCCGAGCUCCGGCCCUACGUCCGAAACCCCAGCGUUUCCUGCGUUGGCUGCGGAAUCAUGGGUUGUUUAGGAAACAAGGGUUCAGUGUCGGUAAGAUUUCGAUUGCAUGAAACCAGCUUCUGCUUUGUGUGCAGUCAUCUGGCGUCAGGUGGGAGAGAAGGCCAUCAUAAAUAUAGAAAUUCAAAUGUCCAAGAAAUAUUAUCAAGAACUAUUUUUCCAAGGGGUUCUUCACUUCAUCUUCCCACUAAUAUUCUUCAUCAUGAUCGGGUGAUAUUUCUUGGAGAUUUAAAUUACAGAAUCUCGUUGCCUGAAUCAACGACAAGGCUGCUGGUUUACGAACAAGAUUGGAAUGCAUUAUUAGAACAUGAUCAACUGAGGAUGGAGCUGAUGGAAGGCCAAGUAUUGGAAGGUUGGCAUGAAGGAAACAUAAAAUUUAGGCCAACAUAUAAAUACUAUCCUGGUUCAGAUAAAUAUUAUGGCAGUUUUGAGGGCAAAAAAGGCGAAAAGAAACGUGCUCCUGCAUGGUGUGACAGAAUAAUAUGGCAAGGUGAAGGAUUGAAGCAAGAUUUGUAUGAAAGAGUAGAAUCAAAAUUGUCAGAUCACAGACCAGUUAGAGCAAUUUUCAGCACACAAGUAAGAGUGAAGCUAAAGCUGAGAGCCCUUGGAAACUUCUUUUUGUCUGAGAGAUUUGAACGCAUCACAAAUUCCUCCACUCAUUUUCAAGAUCAUUUUCCCACCUGUAAUUCCAGAUUUAGCCUUCACCUCACUGAUUUUUGAUUUUAAUUUCCACUUUUUAUAUACUACUGUGUUUUCAUCUCGUGUUAAAUAUAUAUACAUACGAGCUCCAGUAUUCAA
Molecule: messenger RNA, 1643 nt
Organism: Salvia miltiorrhiza (redroot sage)
Lineage: Eukaryota; Viridiplantae; Streptophyta; Magnoliopsida; Lamiales; Lamiaceae
Product: type IV inositol polyphosphate 5-phosphatase 9
Exons: 8
Coding region: 294-1565 (423 amino acids)
Biological process (GO): phosphatidylinositol dephosphorylation
Molecular function (GO): inositol-polyphosphate 5-phosphatase activity; phosphatidylinositol-3,4,5-trisphosphate 5-phosphatase activity; phosphatidylinositol-4,5-bisphosphate 5-phosphatase activity
Source: RefSeq, a predicted model, not a curated record